AUGGAUUCUUCAAAUGCACAGAAACAUCACCAGGAAAUGGGUUCCCAAACACUAGAAGGCAUGUUAGUAUGCACAAAACCACAGCAAGAAAAGAAACCAAGGCCUACUGAGCAAGCCCUGAAAUGCCCUAGGUGUGACUCUACAAACACCAAGUUCUGCUAUUACAACAAUUACAGUCUUUCCCAGCCAAGGUACUUCUGUAAAUCAUGCAGGAGGUACUGGACUAAAGGUGGAACAUUGAGGAAUGUUCCAGUGGGUGGAGGGUGCAGGAAGAACAAGAGAUCAUCGUCAUCGUCUUCAUCAUCAUUGUCAUCAAAGAGGAACCAAGACCAUCCAAUCACGACGAAUCCAAGCCCGGCCCUCCCACCACCUUUAUCAUCAUAUGGUCAAUAUUCUUGCAAUGAUCUCAGUCUUGCAAUUGCUAGUCUUCAAAAGGGACAAUUUGGGUUUGAUGAUUCCCAUGAUUUUACAAUGGUGGGUGGUUCUAACAUCAUGGGACAUUGUGGGAUUCUUGGAAAUUCAGGUGUCAACACACGUGUUCCAUUUGCUCCUGCUGAGGUUUUUGAAGGUCCUGGAUUUCUUGAUGGCACCUCAAAUGGAUUUUACUAUGGAUUAGGGAACGGAAACAUAGGACAGUCCGAAAAUGGUAGCCGGGAAUUGAAUUUUAGUGAAGAAAUGGGAUCAAUCCCUUAUCAGGGUUCAACCACAGCAUCAACAGCAGUCACAACAGUGAAGCAAGAAAUGCAGAAUGCAAGAGAAUUAGGUGAUAGCAGCAGGGCAUUAUGGGGAUUUCCAUGGCAAGUUGGUGGGGAUGGAAACAUGGGGGAUUUACAUGGAAUUGGCUCAUCUUGGCAUGGACUUCUCAAUAGCCCUCUCAUGUAA
Messenger RNA from Fraxinus pennsylvanica, 882 nucleotides. The record is from the annotation of a GenBank genome assembly. NCBI's taxonomy places the organism in Eukaryota, Viridiplantae, Streptophyta, Magnoliopsida, Lamiales, Oleaceae.